This is a messenger RNA of Seminavis robusta, 1302 nucleotides long. The record is from the annotation of a GenBank genome assembly. Lineage: Eukaryota; Bacillariophyta; Bacillariophyceae; Naviculales; Naviculaceae.
AUGACAACUCCCGACGAUGGUGGGGACAGCAAUGACAAUGGCGAUCAGCGCAAGUUGUCUCCUACAGAGGCUGCUAUCAUUGAAAUGAUGAAGAAGCAAUCAUUGGAAUCGGAGAGGCAGGCGGCGAAUGGCAAAGGAGGAGAUGGAGAGAAGAAGCAUGCCUUUUGGGAUACUCAACCAAUGCCCCAUGGAUCACGCGAGAACCAUCCUGAGGGUCCUAUUGUCCCCAAUCGACCUGUGGAGGAGGUCCGUAGUGAACCGUACACCAUGCCAGGUGGAUUCGAAUGGUCCAAUGUGAAUGUGGGUGAUCCAGCCCAACGAGAUGAACUCUACCAUUUGCUGGCCCAAAACUACGUCGAAGACGAUGAAUGCCUCUUUCGAUUCGAAUACUCCCAAGAGUUCCUCAUGUGGGCAUUGACACCGCCUGGGUAUCGAGAUGAUUUCUUGUUUGGAGUACGAUCCUCGUCCAACAAAAAAUUGGUCGCCUUUAUCAGUGCCAUUCCUGCCAAAGUCAGGGCCUACCAAAAUGAAUUGCCCAUUGUCGAAAUAAACUUUCUCUGCGUGCACAAAAAGUUGCGGUCCAAACGAUUGGCUCCGGUCUUGAUCAAAGAAAUCACGCGACGCGUCAAUAAGACGGGAGUCUUUCAGGCCGUCUACACGGCUGGUGCUGUCUUGCCCGUCCCAGUCGCCAGUUCGCGGUAUUAUCAUCGAAACCUCAAUCCAAAAAAGUUGGUCAAGGUCGCAUUCACCCGGUUGAACCCUCGACAAACCAUGGCACGCAUGAUCAAAUUGUACCGACUCCCCGAGCAACCCGAUACCAAAGGAUUGCGACCCAUGGAAGAAAAGGACGUGGAAGGCGUCCACAAAUUGUUGGUCAGCUACCUGGACAAAUUCGAAUUGAAAAUUCUCUUUACCAAAGCAGAAGUGGCGCAUUGGCUGUUGCCAAGAGAAGGUGUCAUCAACAGUUAUGUCAUUGACAAGGAAGGGGAUGGAAUCGUUACCGACUUUUGCUCCUUUUAUCAUUUGCCCAGUUCCAUCCUGAAUCAAGAUGACACACUCUUCGCUGCGUAUUCGUACUACAAUGUCGCUACAACCAUGUCGUUGACCGAUCUCAUGAGAGACUGCUUGAUCCUGGCCAAGCAAUGCAAAGCUGAUGUUUUCAAUGCACUCAACCUUAUGGACAAUGAAGAGUUUUUGAAGGAUCUCAAGUUCGGAAAGGGCGACGGGUGUCUGCAAUAUUACAUCUACAACUGGGCCUGUCCGGAAAUGCCACCCGGCAAAGUGGGCAUUGUGCUUCUCUAA